Symbiodinium natans is the source of this 2238-nucleotide messenger RNA. NCBI's taxonomy places the organism in Eukaryota, Dinophyceae, Suessiales, Symbiodiniaceae. The record is from the annotation of a GenBank genome assembly.
AUGCUGAUUAUAAAAAAAAGUUUUCUGGUCAACAUCUCCCUGGAUGGAUGGAUGCACGGAUUGGCAUCAUUAUUCAAGGUGCUUGCCCGCAUCACCGUCCCUCCUGACCAUGACUCGCUGGAGGGCCACCCCAUGCUUUCGCGGCUCUACUUGCGGAACAACCCACUGGGCAUACAUGGGCUGCGGAGCAUCUUGCGCCUGCUCUGCCGGAAAGAGUCCAGCAUGUCCCGCCUGGACAUCGAAGGAUGCAAGUCCGGGGACGAGAAGACCAAAAGCACGCAAGGAUUUUCGCAGGUUUUCUCCUUCACCAACCCAGGGGGGAAGUACGUCCUGGACCUUGGAGUCCCCUAUGAUCGGAGUUUGUGCAGGAUGCUGUACGAGACUGCCGAGCGGUUCAACCUGGAGCACGGCAAGGCUUUCGUCAACAUCACCCACUCGAAUCCACCAUAUCACCAUCCAGUUCGAGACAGCAUCGGCCAGUACAAGGUUCGGCGAGAAGGGGUUCUGACCUUUACGUUCAACGUGGAGUCCGCUAUCGGGGCAGCCUGGUCGAAUGUGGCGGACGAUGACUUCAUCGGCUUUCUGAACAGCCACUUGGCCAUGAUGCGCUUUGAACCUCACAAGCGAAAGCUGCGACCUCUACUUGCCAACUGGAAGGCAAUAUCUGGAAUGCAUGCGGAGCAGGAGACUUUCCUGACAGCCCUGGCAUCUGAUUUCAACAUGGAGGUCCCCUACUUGGAGUACAUGGUCCAGGCCUGCCCUGAGGCAAGCAAUGAGAUCCUCUUCCGCCUCAUCCCAAGCCUCAAGCGUGAUGGCUGCUCAACCUUCCUUGCGAUGUCGCUCUUUCCGCGGGUCGAAGACCUUCUGGAGACCCAGUGGAGGAUGGAGAGUUUUCUGCUCUUCAACCCGCAGAACCCGACGGGUCGGUAUAAAUUGAAGCUGGAAAGCAGCAUGGACUUCGCUGUUGCGCAGCAGCUGCUCCUACUGGAUCGUUGGGAGUCCGUCGUGAACCGUCGUCACAAUCGUGGGGAUGUCUCGCAACGCGGCAACCGCUCCCAGCUGCGCAAUGAGCUUUAUCAGGGUCGAGCGCUUCAUCUCUCUGUGAAGCUUCUGACGGAGUGGGCCAUGCCGGAGUUUGGCGAGUUUGAGUGUGACUACAUCACGAGCUACCAUCCAAAGCAGGGUUCGAAACCCCUCAGCGACACCCUCUGGGAGUCGAUCAUGAUGGCCAUCUAUGACUCGCCCUGCCGGCCGGAAGAUCGGCUGAAGGUCUUGAAAAUCAUCUCGCACCAGAUUUUUUUGAGCUCCCUGCACAUUCGGCAGAUGGUGGGCUUCUUCCGCAAUGACGAGGAUCGUGAAGAGGCGUUGGUGAUGUUCUGGCCAAGGAUCAUCGACAAGUACAACGCGAAAGUCUUCAGAGUGCGAUUCGAAAAGCGGGAGGAUGUAGUGCGUCUUCAGGAGCGACUGGGUUAUAUCACUUUCUUUCCGUACAUGCAGCCCGAGAAUGCUGUCUUCAGACUGAACAUGGCCAUUUAUGAACAGCGGGUUGCUGCAUCCCUUUUCGUGCAGCUGAUGCUUCGGGAGAUGCCCGGGAACAUCAAGGAUCCCAUGUACGAGAAGCCGGACGGCACGCUGGACAACCUGACCAUGGGCGUGCCAAGGUCCUGGGCCGAUUGGAAGCAGUGUCCGUCAGACGGCAUCUUCUCCGGCCACUACAGCUGCGCGCCUGAGAAUCGGGCCUUCGACUUCCGCCGCAGGCUGGCAGAAACGUACGGCUACUACGAUGCCAAGACCAUGGCAAAGAUCAACGAACAGGACGUGAUGUGGUGGACUGGGCUCACAGAGCCUCCAUCAGACAUACUUGACCUGUUGGAGUUCUUGAUCAGCCGGUUUAACAACGUGGACGAGGCCUUCCGAAAGAUUAUCAGCUUGAGUGACACCAAGACACCGCUGAUAACUCUCCGUGUCUUCCAGGCCGCGCUGGUGGCUCUCGAGUGCGGCAAGUUCAAAGGCUCAGACGAGAAUCAGCGCUUGGCGGCAAUCUUCCGGUACCUUGAUCCAGGAGGAGAAGGCAGCAUCUCGCAGAAUGAAUGGCGCGUCCUUGGCCAACUCUGGAAUGAGUUCGACCUCACGAUUCGUGAAUUCGUCCAGUUCCUGCAAAUUGCUUUCGGUGAGGACAGCCUCAGCAUGCAUGGAUCAGCAAGACUGCAAAAAUCACAAGAGUUACAGGUUAAGUGA